AUGGCGGGUGCUUGGUCACCGGUUUGUUGCAGAGGAUGCUCCUCGACUUCCUGUGUAUGCGACCGCAAGAGCAAGUGGAGCGACUCCUCACUGUUGGGCAGGCGGCUGUCCGAAGACUCUAGGCGACACCAGCUGCUGCAGAAAUGGACGAGCACGUGGAACUCUACGAGCCGGGACGCGUCGGAGGCCGGCGCGGAGCAGGCGCCGCGCGAGGAGGAGGCGGCGGAGGACAGGCCGCUGGUGUUCCUGUGCUCCGGCUGCCGGCGGCCGCUGGGCGACUCGCUGAGCUGGGUGGCCAGCCAGGAGGACACCAACUGCAUCCUGUUGCGCUGUGUUUCCUCUAAUGUUUCUGUGGAUAAGGAACAGAAAUUGUCCAAAUGCAAAGAUGAAAAUGGCUGCAUUCUUGAGACUUUGUGCUGUAUGGGCUGCUCCCUCACCCUCGGCUAUGUGUACAAAUGCACUCCCAAGAAUCUGGAUUACAAGAGGGACCUGUUUUGUCUCAGCGUUGAAGCCAUUGAAAGUUAUACUUUAGGGUCCUCUGAAAAGCAAAUUGAGCCCGAAGAUAAAGAGCUUUUUAAUCUUAAGAGGAAGACGUCUUGA
Molecule: messenger RNA, 600 nt
Organism: Castor canadensis (American beaver)
Lineage: Eukaryota; Metazoa; Chordata; Mammalia; Rodentia; Castoridae
Gene: Mis18a
Product: MIS18 kinetochore protein A
Biological process (GO): CENP-A containing chromatin assembly; chromosome segregation
Cellular component (GO): chromosome, centromeric region; nucleus; chromatin
Source: RefSeq, a predicted model, not a curated record